AUGUCCAUCGCUUCGUCUCACAACAGCCCCAUAAUUGACCAUAGAGAUAGAGUUGCCGAUGUUAUGGACGAUCCCUUUAAUACCGAUGCAGACAUGGUAUAUUUUACCACCUCCGCCGACAAAGAGGUUAUGAGUCCCGUGCUGGAAUCCAUGGACACUCCUAGGCACGGUGGACAUGAUCUUGGUAAAAUGGUGGAAGCUUACGAACGCCAGUUUCAUCUCAACCAUACACACCAUUCAAUGUCUCUAUCUCUUACUCCUGCCAUCACUUCUUUUGACCUGAUAGACCAAAAUGAGAAGUGGCAUGAAAUCUCUUCCCGAACCAGAGAGUCAACACCCCUCCUGUCUCCUGCCAUCACACCUUCCAUGACUUACAGGCACCAGACCAUGCACUCUACGCCCCACGAAGAUUUUACCAGCUCCGCGAACGAUGUGUUUUCUUCGGAUGAGAUGGAACUCACUCCUCUAUCAUCUCCUGCUAUUAUUCCCCAAGAGUCAUCGGAGCUCCAUUCUGAGAAUGUGGAUAACCUUGACGCAGUUCAGCGUCACUUGGAGAACUUGGAACAAACCAAGAAUAUGCUGAAGAAGCAAUUGGCUGAACUACAACAACAAGGUCGAGGCGUGGUCAAUCAAAGCAAUUUAAUGAAUACUUUAUCACAAAGAACGGACAUGCAACACGCCAUUCGAAACGCUGGUCCCACUAGGGCUUCCAAUCGAUCACGGAUCACAUACAGCCCAUACAAGUCUGCAAGUCAACCGCGAAAAACUAAUACUGACCACCACACAAUUCCUUCCGACCCCUCAUCGAUCAGUAUGCCACCACCAUUGACUACCUUGAAAGGUUCCUGGUCAAUGGUAGAAGAUAAUUCAAUCAACCCCGGAGCCUCCAAUACCAAGAGUCCUAUAGACCUCAAGCCAGCCACACCUUCAUCUGUCAUGAACAUCAAAACAAAAUCAAAAGCAAAUCAACCGCGAAGGUCGUCUGUAUCUUCUUACAAGUCCACUCCAAAGCUCAUACCUUCUGUUACCCCUCGUCCUUCUCCAGCCAAGCCUUCCCCACGGGCUUUACGACCUCUGCUUGUCAGUCCAACGCUUGAUGUAUAUUCCUCCAUUGAGGAUGCUGCCAAAGCAUUGGAAGCCAAAUCAAACUACCAAAACCUUCGCGAAGGCAAGACCGAUGUCUUGGGAAUCAAGUUUUCUCCUGGCAUCAAUGCUGGCUUAGAAAACCGAAGGUCAGCCCACAAAAAGGCAGAGAAGAGAAGAAGAGACAGUCUCAAAGAUUGGUUCAACAAGCUUAGAGAUGAAAUCGUCACAGACAUGGAUGAGGAUAUUAAUUCUUCAGACGAUGAGGGUUCUGUUUCCAAAGACGGUUCUCAAGAAAAAGCUAUAAGCAAAUUGGCAGUAUUGAGUAAAACCUGUGACUACAUGAAGCGACUCAAAGAAGAGCUCAAGAAGAGAGACGAUCAUAUUGCAAGUUUGGAAGAAAAGUUAAAGUUAUCUAACACGAGAGUGACCUUGGGUUAA
Molecule: messenger RNA, 1524 nt
Organism: Umbelopsis ramanniana AG
Lineage: Eukaryota; Fungi; Mucoromycota; Umbelopsidomycetes; Umbelopsidales; Umbelopsidaceae
Exons: 2
Coding region: 1-1524 (507 amino acids)
Biological process (GO): positive regulation of transcription by RNA polymerase II
Cellular component (GO): RNA polymerase II transcription regulator complex
Molecular function (GO): DNA-binding transcription factor activity; protein dimerization activity
Source: RefSeq, a predicted model, not a curated record